Labrus mixtus (cuckoo wrasse) is the source of this 7291-nucleotide messenger RNA. Its product is annotated as storkhead-box protein 2-like. The record is from RefSeq and is a predicted model, not a curated record. Lineage: Eukaryota; Metazoa; Chordata; Actinopteri; Labriformes; Labridae. Gene Ontology annotation, cellular component: nucleus; cytoplasm. The transcript is spliced from 4 exons. Gene Ontology annotation, biological process: positive regulation of transcription by RNA polymerase II. Gene Ontology annotation, molecular function: DNA-binding transcription activator activity, RNA polymerase II-specific; RNA polymerase II transcription regulatory region sequence-specific DNA binding. The coding region runs from base 371 to 3094 and encodes 907 amino acids.
CCUCGGCUGCAGAGUGAGGCGGUGUGUGAUUGGUCACACCCCCUUGUCUUUGUGUGGCGCAAAGGAUUGUGGGUAGCCCUUGACUGAAUGCUCAUUUGUGUGUGAGAGUGGGGAAAAAAGGGGGGGGCUGAGUUUGUGUGUGUGUGUGGGCGCGUGAGAACUGAGCAGGACGACGCCUGUGUGUGUGUGUGUGAGGAGGGGGAGGAGCUGAGAGUGUGUGUGAAAGAGAGGAGGAUGAGCUAGCGUGUGUGUUUGAGUGUGUGUGUGAGAGAGAUCUGCGUUACCAGCAGGAGCUGCACUGGAUUUUUACCAGAUCUUUUUCUUCUGAAGCAGGAUCAAUAACAGCUGAGGUGAUGUGUCACCCAUCAGUAUGUCCCCCAUCAGCCAAUCACAGUUCAUCCCUUUGGGAGAAGUACUGUUAUUGGCUAUCUCUGCUAUGAACUCCGCCCACAAGCCUGUGACUCAGGAGGCUCUGACCGAACAUCUGCAGACAUGUUUCCCAGGUGUUCCCACGCCAACAGAGGAGGUUCUGCACCACACGUUGGGCAUGCUGGUCCGUGAGCGGAAGAUCUACCCAACACCUGACGGAUAUUUUAUCGUCACCCCUCAGACAUACUUCAUCACCCCGAGCCUCAUCAGAACCAGCUCCAAGUGGUACCACUUAGACGAGCGGUCAGCUGAGCGACACCAGCAGCAGCAUCAGAACCAGCAGACGCAGUGCACCUCCCCUCUCUCGGGCACCAUCACCCCCUCCACCUCUGGACCCGUCAGGGACAGAUUGCACCCUAAGUCCAGCCAGAACCACAGCGGGGGAGGAGGAGGAGGCGGGGAUACAUUCUACAACAACAGUUACCGUGGUGAAGACCCUCCCAGCCACCACACCACCCUGUCACGCAGAUCCCCCAAAGACCACCGGGAGGCGUACUCGUCCCCACACUCCCCACAAACUCCUCCUCAGCAGGCAGGAGGAACCACGGAGAAGAGCCGCAGCAGCCUCGGGUUCCCCUUCAAGACGGACACACUCACCAAGCACCGAGGAGGGGGAGGGGGCGGGGGAGGAGGAGGGACAGGAACAGGAGAGGUGGAGAAACAGGCAGGUGGAGGCAGUGGAACAGGAAGUCGUAAGUUUGGCCUGAAGCUGUUCCGUCUGAGCUUUAAGAAGGACAAGGCCAAGCAGCUGGCCACCUUCUCGGCUCAGUUCCCUCCUGAGGAGUGGCCGCUCCGCGACGAGGAGGUGCCCAGCCAGCUGCCCCGCCACGUUGAGAUGGAGAUCAUCCGCAGGAUCAACCCUGACCUCACGGUGGAGAACCUGGCUCGCCAUACAGCCGUCAUGAAGCGUCUGGAAGAGGAGCGUGCUCAGAGGAGCAAAGCUUCAUCAGCCAAUCAGAGCUCGAGGAGCAGGAGGAGCGGGGGCCGUCAUAGGAAGCAGUCUCAGGCCAAACUGAGCCGCUCUCACAGUAAGACCAGGGCAUCCCGUGGUGAGCCCAGUGACCUGGAGCUGCCCGACCGGGACUACCGAGCAUACUCAUCCUCGCUGGCCCGGUCGCCGAGGGAACACGCCCUCGCCAUGGAACGGCAGCGUGCCCGGCUUCAUCUGGCGCACAGCAACCCCAACAUCCUCGAUUCCUCCCACCUUCCUGUCACUCCUGAGUGGGACGUGUCUGGAGAGCUCGCCAAGCGCCGCACAGAGAUGCCUUUCCCCGAGCCGAGCCACGGCCCUUCGGCCCACCACUCCAAAGUGCACCGCUCACACUCGCACACCCAGGAGAGGAAGUCCAGGAAUGAGCGCAGCGACAAGGCCAAGGAGCGAUCCCGGUCCAUGGACAAUUCCAAAGGACCGCUCGGGGCCGGGCUCAUCGGGCCGCCGGAUUACUAUGACGACCGGAGCCGCUACUACACAGACGAUGGAACCCUCAGAGCCAAUCAGAGCUCCGCUCAUUACUCUCGAGCCACGCCCCCUUCGGCUAAGCAUCCUGUGGACUCUUUAGGGCUGGAUGGUGGGCGGAGCUUAGAGAAGAGUAAGAGCAGGGACAGCCUGCCCGCUUACUCUCCAAAACCACUUCUCCCCUCCAUCCCCCCGGAUGAUUACUUCCAGUGCUCGGGUUCAUCUGAGGCCGUCCUCACAGCUGCUAACACGCUUGGAACUCUGGGUAAGAGCAGCCACGAGGGGUUAAAAGUGGGCGGGACUGACAGGCAGACUGACAGACAGACUCCCCACACCCUGGACAGUAAGGAGGACUUGUCAAAGGUUGGGCCUAAAGGGGGCAGCCUGCCUCCGAUACCUCUGUCUAUUCCUGACCCCCCGCUUGCCAACGGCAGACCCCCCCACAGCUCCUCCUCUGGUCAGGAGAAACGUAAGGAGAUCUUUAGUAAAGACACACUCUUCAAACCUCCUCCCAGCCUCCCCCUACCUGGGUACAGCUCCCUGAGGAAAACCCCCGCUCUGGUCGCUUCUACCCUGUCCUCAUCCUGUGAUGCUAUUGAUUCCCAGGAGGCCUUUGACGCCCCAAAACCUCUGGUGGCCACAUCGUCCGCCCCUCCACCAGGGAUCGAAGCGACUCCUGGUGCCGCAGAGGCCUCUUUUGACUACUACAACGUGUCCGACGAUGAGGAGCUGGAGGAGGGUGGGGCUAAGAGUCGAGGGGAGGACGAGAAGUCUGGAGGAGGUGUUGUUGGGAGGGGAGGGGGUGGAGCAGGGACCAUGCAGUGGCUGCUGGAGAGGGAGAAGGAGAGGGACCUUCAGAGGAGGUUUGAGAGGACUCUGGCCUUCCCUGGUGCUAAAGAGAACCUUCCAGAACCCGCUCAGAACCAGCAGUCAGCUCACUCUGCUCGACUGGACAGCAUGGACUCCAGCUCGGUAACUGUGGACAGUGGAUUCAACUCACCAAGGACGAGGGAGAGUUUGGCGUCGAACACCUCCUCCAUCGUGGAGAGUAACCGUCGGCAGAACCUGGCUCUGAGCCCCGGACACCUCGGCAUCACCUCCGGGAACGGACCCCCGUUCUCCUUCAGAGCCAUCCCAGAACCUUCCGGAACCCAACCUGAGAAACUCCAGAAGCCCAACGCCUGCCUCGCGUCAAUCACCAGUGUGUAGGGGGCGGGGCUAAGGGCUGGGAGGAGCGCUGAGACCCGAUGGAUAGGAACUACAAAUCCAACCCCCCCCCCCCCCCCCCCAAAAAAAAAAGGACUGUUACACCUUCAGACUGACGGACUGUCUGAGUCAGUGGAACUGUUAACACACACACACACACACACACACACACACACACACACACACACACACACACACACACACACACACCAGGCAGACUCUAACAUUAUCAUCUACAGCCUCCAGUUUACACACCGCUGUUGUGUUGUUUCACUUAUGUGGGUUGUAGUUGUGUGUGUGUGUGUGUGUGUGUGUGUGUGUGUGCACGUGUGUGUAUUAUCUGUUAUCUCAGGUCAUGUUAUUUCCCAUCUGGCUGCUCCAAGUCAGCACGUCUCCCUCUGCUGGUGCCUCCUGGUAUUACACUCUGAAAAAGCUGCAAAGCUGCUCUGCUGACUACUGAUGCUGAGGUUACACACACACACACACACACACACCUGGUACUAACAUGAGUGUGCACAGGUGAUCUGAACCCCCCUCCCUGCUCAUUGAGGAGGUAAACAUAGAUGUGAUUUCUAUCAUGAAAAACACUUAAAAUAGAAGUUACUCUCUGUCUCUUCAUUCAUAUUUUUCAGGAUCGUCCCUUAAUCAAAAUUUAAUUCAGUGUAUCUUAUCUGACUAAAGCAGGAGGGUAUUUUGUCCUGUUUAUUUCAGGUGUGAACCUGAAAAAAGAAACAGGUUCUCUCAAGAGAAGAAACCAACCUUUAAAAUGUUUCAUGGAGGUCAGAUCUAUCGUUUCAGAUGCAUUCAAGGUAGCCUGGAAAUCGAAACGCUGGCUGGCUUUCACGUCACGGCGUCAAGUAGAAAUGUUUGAUCUAGAUCAGAUAGUUAGCUGCACAUUAAUCCAGAUAUCUGUUGAUAGAGUCGUCGGAUUACCGCUGAUGUUCGUCGCUUUGGGUUAAAGCGUCUGCUGACUGGAAUGUCAUUAACGCAGUUUGUUCUCUGUCCACUUUUGGUUUCCAUACCAACUGUUUUUCCUGCACACAACAAAGUCUGCUGAUUCAUAAUAUGUCAUAGCAGAACAUCCAGAGCCUGUGUACAGAUUCUACGUGUAUAAAAUGUAAAUAGAGUUUAUCUUUAUCUGGACCAGAGCAGCUCUGAAUGUGGUCUGAGGGAUCAGAACUCUGCCGGUCUAAGGUGUGUUUUCACCUGAACCUGCAUCUCCAUGAACUCAUGUUAGUACCGGGUGUGAACGAGGCCUCUCUCUCUCUCUCUCUCUCUCUCUCCCUCUCUCAGCAGAGAGAGGGGCUUGAUAUUCAAACAUGUGAGACGUUCAGACAGGUGGUCGAUGUGUUCCCACAGUUUUCUGAUGUAGAAUGAAGCAGAGCAGCUCUCACCUGUUGUUACCUUCCUGCAGACAGACCCUCCUCUUCCUCUCUGUGACUCCUCAUGUCCCCAUACUGACCUCUGCACAGGACAGGAGGAACUCACCUGUAUCAACCAGUAUCGUCACUCUACCGGAAUAUCAAACUCCAAUACCAUUCUUGUAAAAAUCUCAAAUUUCACCAGUUUCGAUACCACAGCAACAAAAUUCGAUUGUUUUUUAAUCAACAGAAACUCCGACAGUACUUUGUCUAAAUUUCACAAAAACAUUGGCAACAUGUUGGUACCAUAACGUUGACUGAGGCCCUGUGUCUACCUGCAGCUGUAUGUCUUGUUUCCAUGACAACAGGCCGCUGCGAUUUGAGAUCGUCUUUCUCCUUCACUUUGAGCGUCAAACGGAGGAUGCUCGCCCUCCUACUUUGUCUGAACUCAGUAAUAAAGACGCCGCUGCUAUCACGGCUACAGCCGGACACGGAGUGAGGACCAGACCGAUCUACUUCAUGAUUGGCUGUUUGAAAAAACGCAAUGACGUCAACAGCGCUCUUCUGAAAAGUUUAACAAUUUUCAACACAAAGCGCUCGGAGUGGCUGCACUAAAAAAGGCAGAACUCUCUGGGCGCCUCCUGCUGCACACGCUCUCUCCUCUUUGGAAACAAUUUCAAAAGACGCCAUGUGGUCAUGGGGCCUGACUGGAGAUCUGUCGUUUUUUACAGCUUUGAUCAUUUAGACGUGGUUAGUAUGAAAUGAGAACGACAGUGAGGAGAGGAAACAAAGAAAUAUAAGAACUGAGUAAAUAAGAUGUGAAAUACUUUAUUUCUAUUCAAAUACCUGAAUAUAUGUACAGUGUAUAGAAACUUUUAUUUAUGGACAUGUAAGGCAGUGUUAAUGACACACUGCUCUUUGUUUCUCUCCUCACAUGAAGAACAACUUUAUAUUUUAUUGAUUUAUAUAAACUUUAUUAACGUCUAAAACCCUGAUUCACAGUACAAAUCACAUGAUAUCAAAUCUGUUUGGUUACCACGGCAACACAAAUCAAAGUACCCGAUAUCAGGUAAUGUCUGGUUUCUAUGAACAACAAUCACAGGUAAAAUCCUGAUCCAAUGUAUUUGUGUAAUUUAGACCAUGUGCAGGAGUCUGCAAGAGACUUUUAAUGGACUUAAUGGAUUAACUCAUCCAUUCAAAGCAGAGGGAGCAACUUGUGGUUAAGUGUUUUACCCAAGGACACAUGGGACAUGUGGCUGCAGGAGCAGGGGAUCAAACCCCUGACCUUCCAGUUCAGAGACGACGACUCUAAAAACUGAGCCACAGCCGCCCCAUGCACAUUUCUUAUGAAACAGACGUUGCGUUUUCAUAUUUUUCUGUGCUUUCGAGAUGUUCGAUCACUAAAAUAAAAAAGAUUGUAUCGUUUGAAUACAGCAUCGAACAUUUACCUCCAAACAGACAUGAUGCUGUGUGGAUGUUAAAGAGACAAAUAUUCUUAAUUCAAACACGAUGAAUUAAUGUCAUAUUCAAACUCAUAACCUUGUUUUCUAAACGUGCCGUCGCUCUGAAUCUAAAGCUGGUGAACUAUGUUUGCACAGCGUCCAAACUCUUUCUGGUUUAAGGAGGUUACAAAGAAUCCACAAGGUCUGACAAGAAAAAGAUUGUGAAAACAUGUGCCAUUAAUGCCAUUUUUUAAACUCAUCAUGAAAGACCCAACAGCCAAUCACAGAGCAGACAUAAACUGUGGCUAACGUUAGCAGUGCUAACGCCGACAGACUUUAACCUCCAUUUACUAGACCAGUAUUCUGAGACACCGCGCUGCUUCUGGGCUUGUUUACAUCAUGUAGCAUUAGACCAGCGUAUCGGACCUGAUAUUACGAUUAGUAGUUUAAGUAGUUUUUGCAAAUCGUGCACAUCUCUACCUUCAAACAUGAGGAAAAAUAAUUAAGCUAACGUUAGCAGCAGCUCUUCCUCUGUCAUCUGCAGCCCCCCCAAAGAGCAGCAGAAGAGUUUGAUUUGAGCAUGAAGCUUCUUUAUUCAGGCUCUCGGGUCAGUUUGUUUCCGAAAGGAGGAGGAGGAGGAGGAGGAGGAGAUGAUGAGACGAAGAUGAGACGGAGCAGCUUCAGGAGGACGUGAGGAGUCACAGUCAGAGAGCAAGCAGCUGACUUUAAAAAAACACUGAGAUGAAAUGUGUGACAUCAGAGGAUGACGAUUGUGCUGAAUGUCAGAGUUUAGCUGAGUGAGUGUGUGUGUGUGAGAGGUGUGACACACAACAAGAAGGGACUUUACUUUCCUGUUUCAGUAUUACUACAUGCUAACAACGCUCUACCAUCCACUCACACUUCACUUCUACCCGGGUCGUCACGAUACCACAGUCUCAAACUUUAACGAUAUCCAUUCACAACAAUAGAGGUCCUAGUCCGUCUAAACUGCACAAAAACAUUGGCAACAUAUCGGUACUGAAACGUUGCCAAUGUUUUUGUGCAGUUUAGACAUGGGCAGGAACUUUUUGUAAAACAAAACUAUUGUUUUUAAAUGUGGUAUUGAAAAUAGGAACAUUUUGACGACCUUACUCUUAACCAUCCAUCCACACACACACAGAGUCACCUCCAUGAUUACUUGACUUUCACCUCAAACUGGAUCGUCCCCUGAGCCGCUCUCACUCCUGGUGCUACGAUGUGUUCUGGUGUGUGUCGGCCAUGAUGACAGUGAUGAUGUAAUGGAGUAUUAAACGACUUCUCUCACAGGUGUGUACAGGUUAGCUCUCGGCAUCAGUGUAAACAGGUCACACAUGGACUGAUGGACCACUCGACUCACACACUGGGGGGGGGGGGGGGGA